UGAUGUUCACAUGAUCGACAUUGUGAGCAGUAAAGCUGGGGAAAAACAGACGUCUGCACAGGCUUAGAAGUGACUCCAUGCUGAUACCACAGUUUUUCUAGUUUUUCACACGUUUUUCUCUAGUUUGAUGAUGGACAACCAAUGCGAAGUGGAUUUAGAGGAGCUGUGUCCAGUGUGUGGAGAUAAGGUUUCUGGAUACCACUAUGGUGUUCUCACCUGUGAAAGCUGUAAGGGCUUCUUCAAAAGAACUGUGCAAAACAAGAAGACAUAUGUUUGUGUGGAAAAUCAACAGUGCAAAAUUGAUAAAAGUAGAAGAAAAAGAUGCCCUUUCUGCAGAUUUCAGAAGAGCCUUAAUGUUGGAAUGCGGCUUGAAGCUGUCCGUGAAGAUCGAACAAGAGGAGGCAGAAACAAGUUUGGCCCCAUGUACAAGUAUGAUCGUGCCCUCAAGCAGCAGAAAAAGGCCUUGAUGCAAGUCAGAAGAUUGAGACUAGAAGGCAUCCCUCCUUUAGUUUCUUCUACCAACCAAAAAGAAGUUACUUUUACAAGCGACAGCCACUCAAUUACUAUCCUUCAAAACACCAUACUAAACACAAACCAACUUCCUUCUGUAUCUUUGUCCCUGCCCUGCAACUCAUCUGGUGUUACGGAGCACCAAAGCACCUCUCCAUCUAACUGGGCUGUGAAGUUAGAGCACUGCAACAAUUCUGCAGAUUUGGCAGCCUUUGCUGAGGCAGUCCUUGGUCCACAUGACACAUCCUCCAGAUCUGGUUCUACCCUAGCUCCAAGGAUCCCCCAGCUUGUGGCAGAGUUUCUGCGCUGUGAUCCACAUGAGUCACAGCUGCAGGAAAAUAUAUUUUCUUGCCUGCAGCAGGAGCAAACCUGUAGGUACAGAGAGCCCAGCACUUUCAGCUCACUGUAUGCCAUGGCUGACCAGCUGUUGUGCUCCAUUGUGGAGUGGGCUCGUACAUCCAUCUUUUUCAAGGAACUUCAGGUCUGUGACCAGAUGAAGUUGCUGCACAAUUGCUGGAGUGAGCUGUUGGUUCUGGAGAUAGUCUCGAGACAAGUUCUUUAUGGCAUUGAGGGUAGUCUUCUACUGAUCACUGGGCGGCAGGUGGAGCUGUCAUAUAUAAUCUUUCAUGCUGGCCCAGCUUUUGCCUACCUGGCCCAAAGAGGGGCAGAGCUUGUAGAGAAGCUUCGAAUGCUGAAGGUAGAUCGUCAAGAAUUUGCUUGCACCAGGUUUCUUAUCCUGUUUAACCCAGCUGUGAAGGAGCUUGAAGAACACCAAUUUGUAGAAAGUGUGGAGGAGCAGAUUAGAGGAGCCCUGCUGGAGUACACACUGACAACCUCAUCUCAGUACUGCAACCGUUUCAAUCUCCUGCUACUGUGUUUGUCUGAACUACGCUCCCUCAGUACUCUGGUUGAAGAAUACCUUUACUGCAGACAUCUGAGUGGUGAGGUGCCCUGCAACAACCUGCUCAAUGAGAUGCUACACGCCAAGUGCAACUGGACAUGA
Fundulus heteroclitus (mummichog) is the source of this 1513-nucleotide messenger RNA. Its product is annotated as nuclear receptor subfamily 5 group A member 2-like. Gene Ontology annotation, biological process: hormone-mediated signaling pathway; regulation of transcription by RNA polymerase II; tissue development. Lineage: Eukaryota; Metazoa; Chordata; Actinopteri; Cyprinodontiformes; Fundulidae. The record is from RefSeq and is a predicted model, not a curated record. The transcript has 7 exons. Gene Ontology annotation, molecular function: RNA polymerase II cis-regulatory region sequence-specific DNA binding; zinc ion binding; nuclear receptor activity. Gene Ontology annotation, cellular component: RNA polymerase II transcription regulator complex. Bases 128 to 1513 code for a protein of 461 amino acids.